AUGCUAGCCGUACAGCAGCAGCCAACACCAGCGCUGGCAUCAACAGCAUUACCAGCGGAUUCGAUCGCUCGUGCGCUUCCCGACCAAGUCCCCGAGAACGCACCUGCCCACUGUCCAGGCACCGAGUCCGAGCAAGCGGGCAAAGCGGAUGCCUGCGCUGGGUGUCCGAACCAAGAUGCUUGCGCUUCGGCACCCAAAGGUCCCGAUCCGGAUCUGCCGCUGAUCAAAGAGCGAAUGGCGCGCAUCAAACACAAGAUCCUCAUCAUGUCCGGCAAGGGAGGUGUGGGGAAGAGCACCUUCACCGCGCAACUUGGGUGGGCGUUCAGUUCGCGGUUCUCGGGACAUCUCGACGCCGCCACCGAAGAGGAUGGAAAGCAUGCCGGUGAAGAGGAGGAGGAAGAGAUGGAGAAACAAGUGGCGAUCAUGGAUAUUGAUAUUUGUGGACCGUCCAUCCCGACGAUCUUGGGUUUGGCGGGACAGAGCAUCCACUCGACCUCGCAAGGUUGGUCGCCCGUCUACGUCUCCGACAACCUGUGCGCCAUGAGCAUCGGUUUCCUGCUCCCCUCGGCUUCGUCGGCGGUCAUCUGGAGAGGACCCAAGAAGAACGGUCUGAUCAAACAAUUCCUCAAGGACGUCGAUUGGACCGCCGGUCUGGAAGAAGAGGACUCUACCCCCUCCUCCGAACCACUCAUCGACUACAUGCUCAUCGAUACACCCCCCGGCACCUCGGACGAACACCUCUCCAUCGUAUCCUACCUCAAAGAGUCCGGUAUCACGGGUGCGAUCCUCCUCACCACCCCUCAGGAGGUGUCUCUGCAAGAUGUACGGAAGGAAAUCUCGUUCUGUCGCAAGAUGAACGUGCCCAUCCUAGGGAUUGUGGAGAACAUGGCUGGGUUUGUGUGCCCGAGCUGCACGGGGUACAGCGAGAUCUUCUAUCCGAGCACCGGCGGGGCCAAGGCGCUGUGCGAGGAGCUUGGGUUGAAUUUCUUGGGCUCGAUUCCGCUCGAUCCGAGGAUAGGCAAGAGCUGCGAUUUGGGCGUCAGCUUCACGGACGAGUACCCGGAUAGUCCGGCGACAAAGGCGUAUUUGGACGUCAUCGAGAGCGUACGCAGGCUGGUCGAUUGA
This is a messenger RNA of Kalmanozyma brasiliensis GHG001, 1125 nucleotides long. RefSeq names its product ATPase-like, ParA/MinD. The record is from RefSeq and is a predicted model, not a curated record. Gene Ontology annotation, molecular function: ATP-dependent FeS chaperone activity; ATP binding; 4 iron, 4 sulfur cluster binding. The transcript has a single exon. Gene Ontology annotation, biological process: iron-sulfur cluster assembly. Gene Ontology annotation, cellular component: cytosol. NCBI's taxonomy places the organism in Eukaryota, Fungi, Basidiomycota, Ustilaginomycetes, Ustilaginales. The coding region runs from base 1 to 1125 and encodes 374 amino acids.